CGAUUGCUCUGCUCUAGAUCUGAGGCAGCGCUCUGAUUGGUCAACAGGUCCUGGCGCCAAAAUAGCAAGGAGGAAGAAGACUUGUAAACACAACAGGAGAGGUCUCUGCACACAAUUUCAGUAUUUUCAGCAUAUACUUGAUAUAAAGCUACUACUUUCGGUCUCAUUCGGGCACACAAUGGAUACACAGUCAUAUCUACCUGUACAACCUGGGGUGGGGAUGGGGGAGAAUUUCCUGUCUCUCGACGAUAUUGUACUCUCUCAUGAAAGACUUCCCAUCCGGACAGAGUGCAGUUUUCCCCGGCUGGGAUUUCUGGAAAAGUCGAGUGACUCGCAGGACAUACCGGAGGGUACAAAGAUGGAGCUUCCGUUGUGGCUGUCCAAGGGUCUGUACGAGAAGAAGAGGAGAGUGUUGUCAGUGGAGCUUCCGAAGGUGUACAGAGAGGGCUGGAGGACGGUGUUCAACGCUGACCCCAAUGUGGUGGAUCUGCAUAAGAUGGGGCCUUACUACUAUGGCCUGGGGUCCCAGAUGCUGCACUUUGACAGUCCAGAGAACCCUGAGAUCGCACAGACGCUGCUGCAGACGUUCAUCGGUCGCUUCAGACGGAACAUGGACUCCUCUCAGAAUGCCUACAACGAGGACACGUCUGCGCUGGUGGAGCGUCUGGACUGCCUGGAGAAGGCUCUGUUCACGUCGGGGCAGAGUGGCCUCAACAACUUCCAGAGCUGGGAGAAGGGCCAGGCCUCCCAACUCACCGCCUCCAGCCUGGUUCUCAACUACCGUAAGAGGAAGAUCACCGAUAUACAGCCCUGACCUGCAGCUAAAAGAUACAGAGACUGGCCAGAACUUAAGUCUGCUGCAUGACGGCAGCGCUGACUUUUACAUUCAUUUUCAUUUCGAUGACCCUGCAGGGUUUCCCCCGGAAAAGUUGUUCAGCCCGGUGGCAAGUGUCUUUUUUUCGACGAUGGCCCGGCUGGGGCCAUUCACAGAUCAGGAUUUUUCUUGCAUAGAGGAAUUUUUGGCGCCCCCCAAAGAGGUUUCAGUCUGAGCCAAAGGAAAAUUUACAAGCGCAAAAACACUGAGAGGAGUAGCCACUGCUGAUAUAGAGGCAUUAGGAUUGAAUUGAGACAGAUUUAUAACCGGUUAAAAACUUCUCGCUGUGGUUUACUUUUGUUUUGUUUUUUCGGAUCGACCAACUCUCGGGUAUGGUACGCAGUGUUUAAACGGACUGGACUUUGGGGUCAAGUGUACUCGGAUCAGGGCCCAGGCCCCUAAUCUUAAAGCCCCCUUACUGCAUUAUAUUCCAUUGUACUUUAUUAUUUUUUGAAUUGUCACCUGCCUCCUGAGUUCUGGGUUUUCCUUUUCUUAAAUAAAGAUCUUUCCAACAUAAAUUGGUGCUCAAAAAUGUAUCAGAAUGCAGGAAAUUAAGUGUUUGGCACUCAAUAUUUCCUGGGAAGGACCCUCAGCUUGAUAUGUGUCCCCCCAAAGGCCCAUUCUGAGUCAGGAAAAACCCUGCAGACUGAUGGCAGCAUUAAUGUAGAGCCCAAUCGUUUCUGUGAUGACAGAAUCAUGGACAGGAUCGUGAAAUUCAGAAUUUUAAAAAGCUAUAAGAUUCCAUAGGGCCCUACAUUAAGUUGGUGCUGAAAGCUAACUGGAGAUUUGAAUAUACAACUACGUCUAAGUUUCCAACCGAGCCACCCCGCUGUAACUGUAGUUUAAUAAAUGUCUUAAAAAUACAUUACAAAAUAAUUCCCAGUGGCUGAGGCAUCCGGGCUUGCAAUACACUGAGGGAAACCCUGCCCUGUGUGGAGUAUACAUUUUAUUUAUUUUGUCCCAUUGUAGGAGUUUUAUGUAAUCUUGACAAUUUGACAGUGUGUUCAUGAUCACUUGGUGUUUUAUCACAGUACUGAAACCGUUGAUUAAAAAGUGGAUUUUUGAUGGAAAUUCAUUGAUCUAUGAAUAUGAAUAGUUGGUUGCCGAAAUGUGGUUGUUGAUUAAUUGUUUUAACAUGUAUCAAGUAAAGAUUCCUAACAGUUG
Molecule: messenger RNA, 2038 nt
Organism: Sander lucioperca (pikeperch)
Lineage: Eukaryota; Metazoa; Chordata; Actinopteri; Perciformes; Percidae
Gene: gins3
Product: GINS complex subunit 3
Exons: 3
Coding region: 179-814 (211 amino acids)
Biological process (GO): mitotic DNA replication initiation
Cellular component (GO): GINS complex
Source: RefSeq, a predicted model, not a curated record